AUGGCAGACCCUGCUAUGAGUUCCGCGACAAUGUCGACUGCUGAUACUAGCUCCCCCACCAACAGCACCCGCACCAUGUCCACCGUAACCUCCGCCGCACCUUCCGCCGCGCCGUCCGGGCCGCCGGCGUCGAUGAGCUCGUCGAGCGUCACGGGCACCAAAGCUCUAGCGAAGCGCGCCAUCCGCGUCGCGCAGGCCGUCGCGGACGCGCGGCUCGACAGCGCGUACGAAGACGCGUCGGAAGGGUUCGACUAUCACGACUCGGUGGAGGCCAGCAAGGGCAUCACGCAGACGGACGGCGGGCAAAGCGGCGCGCAAGGCGGCGGGAAACCCGGCGGCGCGCCGGUCGCGUCGUACCUGCAGCGCAUGCAGCGCGGAGGGUUGAUCCAGGCGUUCGGAUGCCUCGUGGUGGUGGAGGAAGCGACGUUUAACGUGCUUGCUUUUAGCGAGAACGCCAAGGAUUUGCUGGGGCUGAUCCCGAAGCCCAAGACGGAGGAAGAGCUGGAGGCGGAGAAAAAGGCCGCGGAGGAGGAGGAGCGGAAGAAGGCGGAAGAGGCGGCGAAGGCGGAGGCGGCGACGGCGUCCCCAAGCAAGACGCCUUCCGGAAAGUCGGGCAUUGGCCGCGCCUUCUCGUCUCUGAAGGACAAGAUCUCCUCCGCGAUUCGCGGGCACAACGCGGCGAGCUCCAAGCACUCGAAGGAGCGCGGGCGCAGCGCCGCGCCUUCCGCGACCUCGGGCGGGCGCGUGGGCUCCCCUGCGCGCUCGCAGUCCCCCUCGCGCUCCUGGCGCAGCGGGUUCCGCGCAAGCCGCCGCGCGGAGGACUGGGAGGGCGCGCACUCGAACCUGAGCAAGGCGGGGGAUGCGGAAUCCGCUCCGCCCGCUCCGCCUCCGCUUCCGCCGCUCCCCGUGCUCGAUUUCGGGGUGGACGCGCGCUCCCUUUUUACUCCCGACAGCGUGACGGCCCUCGAGAAGGCCACGGGAGCAGCAGACCUGAGCAUGAUCAACCCUGUCUUAGUCGAGGCAGCAGUCUCCAACAGGGGCGACCACCGGCCGUUCUACGCCAUCCUGCACCGCAUCGACGUGGGCAUCGUCAUCGACCUCGAGCCCAUCCGCGACGCCGAAAACAUCUUCACCGGCGCCGGCGCCCUCCAAGCGCACAAGCUCGCCGCCAAGGCCAUCGCUAGGCUCCAGCGCAUGCCGCCCGGUGACAUGACCAAUCUGUGCCAGGCUGUGGUUGAAGAGGUGAAGGAGCUGACCGGGUACGACCGAGUCAUGACUUAUAAAUUUCACGAGGAUGAGCACGGUGAGGUGCUGGCCGAAGCCAAGAAAGAAUCCAUGGAGCCUUACCUCGGUCUCCACUACCCCGCGACCGACAUUCCCCAGGCCAUCCGUUUCCUGUUCAUGAAGAACCGGGUGCGGUGCAUCUGCGAUGCUUACUCCGAUGAAGUCAAGGUGGUGAGGGAUGAAGGGAGGCUCAAGCAGCCGGUGACGCUGGCGGGGUCGCAGCUGCGGGCGGCGCAGCGCUGCCACAUUCAGUACAUGCGGAACAUGGGAACCACGGCAUCCAUGACCAUGGCGGUGAUCAUCAACGACGAGGACGCCGCACAGCCGGCUCAGCAGCAGGGUGCUGGCGGUGCUGCUGCUGCUCCGGCACAGGCGAACCGGGGGAAGAAGCUGUGGGGGCUGGUGGUGUGCCAUCAUGAAACCGCUCGCUACCUCCCGUUCCCUCUGCGCCUCGCCUGCGAGUUCCUUAUGCAGGUGUUUUCGCUCCAGGUGAAUAUGGAGCUUGAGAUGGCCCGGCAGCACAGAGAGAAGGAAAUGCUGAGGACCCAGACGCUGCUUUGUGAUCUCCUCAUGCGUGGCGAUGCUCCUCUCGGGAUUGUCUCGCAGAACCCGAAUAUCAAGGACUUAGUUAAGUGCGAUGGUGCGGCGCUGUACUACGCCGGGCGGUUCUGGCUGCUGGGAACGACCCCGACUGAGAUGCAGAUCCUGGAUAUUAUUGACUGGCUGGAUUCCGCGCACGCGGAUUCGUCUGGUCUGAGCACUGACAGCCUGGCAGAAGCGGGGUAUCCGCGAGCGGAGGAGCUCGGGGAAGGGGUGUGCGGGAUGGCGUGUGCUCGCCUGUAUGCGAGGGACGUUCUCCUGUGGUUCCGCUCGCACGUGCGCAAGGAGGUGCGGUGGGGCGGGGAGAAGCAUGAUAAUCGCGACAAGGAGGACGAGCACCCGGAGCGCAUGGCCAUGGGGCCGCGCGCGAGCUUUGCGGCGUUCCUAGAGGUGGUGAGGCAGCGGUCAAUGCCGUGGGAGGAUGUGGAGAUGGACGCGGUUCACUCGCUGCAGCUCAUUCUCAGGGGGCAUCUGACGUCCUUCAGUGACAACGACAUGCGCGACAUGAUGCUCAACCGCAUGCGCGACCAGGAAAUGGAUCGUCUGAGCGCCACUGAGAGUGAGAUGGUGCGAGUGCUGGAGACGGCCACGGCGCCCAUCCUGGCCGUGGACAGGGACGGGUGUGUCACCGGGUGGAACGCCAGGCUGGCGGCUCUGACAGGGCUGGCGACAGGGGACGCCCUGGGGAAGCACCUGAUCACUGACCUGGUGGUGGAGGGCAACGUGGAUGCUGUUGGAAGGGCUCUCUUCCUUGCUCUGCAAGGCCAGGAGAGCAAGGAGCUGGAGAUCCACCUGCGGACCUGGGGCGUGGUGCAGUCCAACAAGGAUUCGGUCAUCCUCGUCGUCAACGCCUUUGCGAGCCGCGGCACGGCCAUGGGGGGGGAUGACAUGGAGGACGUGGUGGGGGUGUGCUUCGUGGGGCAGGACGUGACGGCUCAGAAGGCGGUGCAGGGCAAGUUCACGCGCCUGCAGGGGGAUUAUGAGGCCAUUGUUCACGGCAACAACUCCCUCAUCCCUCCGAUCUUCUCCACUGACGAUUUCGGCAACUGCACCGACUGGAAUCCGGCAAUGGAGAGGAUCACCGGGGUGCCACGUCAGCAGGCGAUUGAUCGGCUGCUGCUGGGCGGCAUUUUCGGCCCCAUCUGCCGCAUGAAGGCGGACACGAUGACGAAACUGAUGAUUGUGAUCAACAAGGCCAUGUCCGGCCAGAUGACGGACCGCUACCCACUUGAAUUCCUGGAUGCCCAUGGCCAACUGGUGGAGGCGCUUCUCACGGUCCAGACCCGCCGCGAUUCCGACGGGCACGUGACGGGCGUGUUCUGCUUCCUGCACACCGUCUCCGCCGAGCUCCAGGCAGCCCUCAACCUGCAGCGCGCCACGCAGGACUUCGCCAAGGAGAAGGCCAAAGCAGUGGCCUACACCAGAGACGCCAUUCGCGGGCCGCUCGAUGGGAUUGAGCACGCGCUGGAGGGGCUGCGGAAGGAGGAGCAGGAGGGGAGGCUUGUAGGGGAGGAGGAGAAGAAUGCGGUGGGGGUUGCGGAGCGGUGCAAGGAGCAGGUGGACAGGAUUCUGGGGGAUGACGAUAUUGACACCAUUGAAGAGGGCUACGUGAACAUCAUCCCGGCGGUAUUCACCAUAGCAUCAGUCAUCGACGCGGUGGUAGCGCAGGGCAAGCAGGCGGCCGCCCGGCGCGAAGUUUCCCUCUCCUUCGACCCGCCGCCGCAGCUACGCUCGUUCCCGGGCCUCGCAGGAGACCCUGCUCGCCUGCAGCAGGCCCUGGCAGAGUACCUCACCAGUGCAGUUGCCUUUACGCCGCAAGGCGGGUGGGUGAAGGUGCGCCUGGUUACCAGCACGCGCAGUCUGUUCGGCGACCAGGGCUCCCUCAAAUGCGAAUUCCGAGUGCAACACUCAGGAGCGCUCCCCCAGGAGCUGGUGCAGCAGCUGUACGACGAGGCAGACCCCACCACGCGCACACAGGAGGGGCUGGGCCUCUCGGUGUGCCGCAAGAUUCUCCUCGCCAUGGCAGGCGAUGUGCAGUACGACCGCAACUACAACGCCUGCGAGUUUGUCGUCCGCAUCGGAUUCCCCUUCGCUUAG
Molecule: messenger RNA, 3981 nt
Organism: Closterium sp. Naga37s-1
Lineage: Eukaryota; Viridiplantae; Streptophyta; Zygnematophyceae; Desmidiales; Closteriaceae
Source: the annotation of a GenBank genome assembly